AUGGUGUCCGGACCAGGACUUGUCGCUUCAUGGCGACUAACCUUUGUUUUAGUUGCUUCUCUGCUGGCUGGUCUGGGGCGAACCAGUCCAUCGGUCAAUGUUGCCCUCCAAGCUUCGUUUGACGCCGCGCCCUACCUGAUCGAGCUAUUAGAAACUGCCGCCGAGGAGAAUUCCACCUCAUACUUCCCAUUGCUUGACCGUAUCGCCGAUGGAGCUUUCGAUGACGCCGUGACGGACAAAGAGCUCUACGAUCGCUUUCUCGAGAUCGUGCAUGAAGAUGGACACCUACGGACCCCCGAAAGCCUCUCAUCCUUCAAGGUUUCGUUGGCUAUUCGGUCCGCCAGUCCUCGGAUCACCGCCCAUUACCAAUUCUAUAAUGCCUCCGUUCAACAUUCGUUGAUGGCUGCGCAGGAUGCAGCCUGCCCGGUUUGGGUUCACCUGGAUGGGAAGCAAUAUUGCUCCUCCGCUAUGGAGCGGGCCCAGCAGGAUGUUAUGGGAUCAGAUGAACCCCGCGAACUUCCCUUCGAUCGUGUCUUCGGAGACUCCUCUCUCCCCCCCGCGAUUCUCUAUGCAGACGUUGCAUCUCCCAUGUUCAAGGAUUUCCACCAGUCAUUGAGUGCACUGGCCAAGGAAGGACAAAUCUCGUAUCGGGUGCGCUACCGGCAUCCUCAGCAUUGGAGGUCGCGUCCUCUCUUCGUCUCUGGAUAUGGUGUUGAACUUGCGUUGAAACGGACAGACUAUAUUGUUAUUGAUGAUCGGGCUGCUGAACAAAGAAGCCACGAUGACGUGGACUCCAAGACGUCCGAUGACGUGGAAAGAGAUGAUUUGGAUGACCUGAAACCUUUGUCUUCAAGGGAGGUUUCCAAGCUAGGAUUGAAUGCAGCCAGCUAUGUGCUGGAAAGUGAGGAUCCGUUCGAUACUCUCCUGAAGAUAUCCCAGGACUUCCCCAAGUAUUCAUCUAGGAUUGCGACGCAUGACAUUUCCUCUGAGCUUUUGCAGGAUAUUCAGGCCAGCAGACUGAUGCUUCACCCUGGGAUGAACACGUUGUGGAUCAACGGUAUUCAAAUUUAUCCCAAAGAAAUUGAUAUCUUCACUUUGUUGGAUCAAGUUCGUCGUGAGAGGAACCUGAUCGGCAAGUUCCGCAACCUCGGCCUCUCUGCCAAGGAGGCCGUGGAGCUUUUAUCUCACCAGAUCCUUGGGGAGGCUUUGGUGCAGGAUGGCCCUCCGCGCUACAACUACCGGGAUGAAAUUGAGGGAGGCGGUGUGAUUAUGUGGUUGAAUGACCUCGAAAAGGACGCGCGAUAUGAAUCGUGGCCUAGCGAAUUAGCAGGGUUCAUGCAACGCACACACCCCGGCCAGCUCCCAGCAGUGCGUCGUGAUGCAAACAACAUCGUGUUUCCUGUUGAUUUGUCUAGCGCUGAAGAUACCGAUAUGGUUAUCAAGACUAUCCAGGUCUUUGUGAAGAAUAAGAUCCCCGUGAGGUUUGGCUUGAUCCCGGUCACCUUCUCUGAUGGAGCAACUGCACAGUCCAAGGUUGCUCAUUAUCUCCAAGAUACAUUUGGUCUGGCGAGCUUCAUGAAGUACUUGGAGACGUCUGCCUCCAAGAACAAGCUCGGUUCCCCGGAUAAGGCCUCAUUCAAGGCUGCAACCGAGGGCCUAGACGUGCGUCCUGAUAAGCAGUCUCUGUCACUCGAGGAAGUUUUGAAGAACGAAGAAUUGGCUGUUUUGGCUGAAAGGACAUCUGCAUACACGAGCCGGCUGGGCAUGACAGAAGCGUCUCAUGCGUUUGUCAAUGGUGCCCCUGUGACUCGCGACGACAACUGGCCUCAGGAAAUGAGCACAAGAAUCAGCAGAGAUACCCAGCUGAUUCAAGAACUGAUCGCCGAUGGGGAACUGGAGGAAGAAACAUGGCUGCCUUCUCUCUUUCUUGACGAUGCCUCUGAUCGGCGUAACCCGGAACUUAUCCCAGAUAACCCCAAGGACAUCCGCGUCGUCGACUUGGUGAACGUUGCCGACUUGCGGGACUCGCAAGGUGAGCUUCUUGACCAGCUGCCUCGCCUCGCCUCAAAUGGCAAGGAUGCACUUGAUAGUACUCAUGUCAUCGUGAUCGGUGACUUCGAUGAUGAAUCCGGCCAUGAAUUGCUCACUGCGGCGCUUGGGAGUCAUACGGAGAAUAGCAAUGCCGAGAUUCUUUUUCUACAUAACCCCAAGUCUGAAGCAUCUUCCGGGAGCGCGUCUACUGCGAUCUACCGGUCUUUGAAGGAGAACAAGGGAGCAGAUGCCGCUCAAGUCCUGAAUGAUAUCGCCAACUCAGACUCUCCGUCACACAAAGAAGCCCAGAGCAUUGCUCACUUCUGGAAAGCCCAGCAAGCCCUAGUCACCGAAUUUGGGCUUUCUCCCGGAUCGAGAGCACUCAUAAUCAACGGAGGGGUUAUUGGACCUAUUGCAAAGAACACCGCUGUCUCAUCGUCCGACUUGGACCAGCUUCUGGUUCAUGAGAAGAGCAGGCGGGUCACCCCGGUAGCAAUGGCAACUGAAGAGCUCGGGCUCGGUAACAAGAUCUCUAGCCCGCUUGCGUUCGCUCAGCUUACGUCUCUCACUGCCCCGGAUGCACCUAAUGAUUUCGUCAAGGAGACCUCAGGCUUCCGGCUCCUCCUCUUCGACCGAUUGAACGACUCCCGUUCAACAAUUACUGUCUCCAAUUCGGAAGACCCCACGAUUACUAUUCUAGCCUCUAUUGACCCUGCCGCAGAGAAGGCUCAAAAAUGGCUACCAAUUCUGAAGGUUCUUUCCGAGCUAGACGGUGUCAGGUUGAGGCUAGUUAUGAACCCGCGGGAAGAGAUCAAGGAGCUCCCCACGAAACGCUUUUAUCGCUACGUUCUUGGCUCGGAACCAUCCUUCAAUGGUGAUGGAUCGGUCUCUCAGCCCACGGCCUCCUUCUCCGGCGUGCCAGUCGAGGCUCUCCUUACUCUGGGAAUGGAUGUUCCCUCUACGUGGCUUGUGGCGCCGAAGGACUCUAUCCAUGACCUUGACAAUAUCAAACUGAGCUCUGUUAAAGACGGGUCUGAUGUCGAUGCUAUAUAUGCUCUGGAACACAUCCUUAUAGAAGGCCACUCCCGAGACACGACCACGAAUUCCCCACCAAGGGGAGUGCAGCUUAUUCUUGGAACUGAAAACGACCCUCACUUCGCCGACACUAUCAUCAUGGCCAACCUCGGCUACUUUCAAUUCAAAGCCCAGCCUGGACUGUGGAACAUUAAUCUGAAGCCUGGUCGCAGCGAACGUAUUUUCAACAUCGACAGCGUUGGCGGGCAAGGCUAUUACCCCCAACCUGGGGAUGAAAACACCGAAGUCGCCCUUCUAUCCUUCACAGGCAAACCGCUCUACCCGCGCCUCUCCCGCAAGAAGGGUUACGAGACCGAAGAGGUGCUCGAGACCGGCCCCAAGCCCGGCUCGGCGAUGGACUACAUGUCCAAGGGCUUCAACUUUGCCUCGGACAUCCUGUCCAGUGUCGGAGUCGGCACUAAAGAUGGAAAGCAAGCCGACAUCAACAUCUUCUCCGUCGCCAGUGGACACCUGUACGAGCGCAUGCUAAACAUCAUGAUGGUUUCGGUGAUGCGUAACGCUCAGAACCACUCCGUCAAGUUCUGGUUCAUCGAGCAGUUCCUCUCGCCGUCUUUCAAGUCCUUCCUCCCCCACCUGGCCAAGGAAUACAAAUUCUCCUACGAAAUGGUCACUUACAAAUGGCCCCACUGGCUGCGCGAGCAGAAAGAGAAGCAGCGUGAAAUCUGGGGUUACAAGAUCCUCUUCCUGGACGUCCUCUUCCCUCUGGACCUGGACAAGGUCAUCUUCGUCGACGCUGACCAAAUUGUCCGCACCGACAUGUACGAUCUCGUCUCGCUUGAUCUGGAAGGCGCUCCUUACGGUUUUACUCCCAUGUGCGACUCUCGCCACGAAAUGGAGGGGUUCCGCUUCUGGAAGCAGGGCUACUGGAAGAACUUCCUGCGCGGCCAGCCUUACCAUAUUUCCGCCCUGUAUGUGGUCGAUCUGAACCGCUUCCGUGCCCUCGCGGCCGGUGAUCGUCUGCGCGGCCAGUACCAGAUGCUGUCGGCGGACCCGGAGAGUUUGAGCAACCUGGACCAGGAUCUGCCGAACCACAUGCAACAUUACAUCCCCAUCAAGAGCCUGCCCCAGGAAUGGCUGUGGUGUGAGACGUGGUGCUCGGAUGAGUCCCAGUCUCAGGCUCGGACGAUUGAUCUGUGCAACAACCCCAUGACAAAGGAGCCCAAGUUGGAUAGGGCCAGACGGCAGGUGCCUGAGUGGACAGAGUAUGAUGAUGAGAUUGCGGCUUUGUCGAAGAAGGUUGACUUGGAGCUGCAACAGCUGCGCGCGGAGCAAGAGAAGGAGCAGGUGCAGGAACUUGCUGAUCAGGAAGAUGAAGAAUCUUCGGGUUGGGAUAAGGAUGAGCUUUAACGGGCUCGCUGUGACAUAGAUCGAUUGUUUCACUUUCAAGUGUAGAGAAAAGCACGUAUAUUACGAUGUAUA
Molecule: messenger RNA, 4545 nt
Organism: Aspergillus heteromorphus CBS 117.55
Lineage: Eukaryota; Fungi; Ascomycota; Eurotiomycetes; Eurotiales; Aspergillaceae
Product: putative UDP-glucose:glycoprotein glucosyltransferase
Exons: 5
Coding region: 1-4473 (1490 amino acids)
Cellular component (GO): endoplasmic reticulum
Molecular function (GO): UDP-glucose:glycoprotein glucosyltransferase activity
Source: RefSeq, a predicted model, not a curated record